AUGCGCCUCCGCGCCGCCGCCGCCGCCCUCUGCCUCUGCCUGCUGGGCGCCUGCCGCCUCCGCCGCGGGCUGGAGGCCGCCGCCGUGCGCGGCCCGUCGGCGGCCGCUCCCCAGCGACCCUCGGCAGCCGCGCCUUCCUCCGCCUCCUCCUCCUCCGCCGCCGCCGCCGCCUCCCCCUUCUCCUCCCCGCCGCGGAGGGACGGGGCUCUCCGCAACGGCACGGUGGUGCCGCACCACUACAUGGUGGCCCUGUACCAGCGCCUGGCCGCCCGCCGCGGCCCCGGCGGCCGCGCCGACACCGUCACGGGCUUCGCGGAGCGGGCGCGCAGCGAUGCCUCCCUAUCCACCUCCGAGCAGCGAUACCUCUUCGACAUCUCCAGCCUGCCUGAGGCAGAGGAGGUGACGGGCGCAGAACUGCGGAUCCUGCGUGCCCUCCCUGAAAACCGGAGCUUGGCCCUGUCCCCCGAGGGCACCUUCCACCACCUCCUCCUUUCCACCUGCCCAAGCCAGGAUGGUCAGGAGCCCCGGCUGCUGGACUCCAGGGCUGCAGACAUUUUGGACGCAGGCUCCUCCAGAUGGGAGGUUUUUGAUGUCUGGGGAGCCUUGCGAGAUCGGAGGGAGAGAUCUCUCUCGGGCAAGCUGCUGUGCUUCCUGCUGAGGAUCGUCUCGGAUCAGUCGGGGCAGCUCCUGCCCCCCCGACAACUGGGGUUCAACAAGCCCCAGCCCCAGCCCCACGAGCGAGCCCUGCUCGUGGCCUUCUCCCACACCCAGAGGAAGGAGAAUCUCUUUAAGGAGAUCCGGGAUAAGAUCAAGGCCCUGGGCAGCCCCCCAUUCCUGGAGCCCCCUGACCCUGGCCAGGAGGUGUAUCCCAAGCGGAGGAAGAGAAGGACCACGAUUGCUGCCCGGUCUGGGGGCAGAGGCCAUGGGAAGAAGGCGAAGACCCGCUGCAGCAGGAAGCCUCUGCACGUGAACUUCAAGGAGCUGGGCUGGGAUGACUGGAUAAUCGCCCCCCUGGAUUACGAGGCGUAUCACUGUGAGGGGGUCUGCGACUUCCCCCUGCGCUCCCACCUGGAGCCCACCAACCAUGCCAUUAUUCAGACCCUGAUGAACUCCAUGGACCCGGAGUCCACCCCCCCGAGCUGCUGUGUGCCCUCCAAGCUCAGCCCCAUCAGCAUCCUCUACAUAGACUCUGGGAACAAUGUGGUUUACAAACAGUAUGAGGACAUGGUCGUGGAGACGUGUGGCUGCAGGUAGCAAUUUCUGCAGCUCUCCUCCUCCUCACUUCUCCCUGCCCUGCCCAGCAGCCCUGACCCAUUUUAUAUAUAUAAAUAUAGAUAUAUAUAUAUAAAAUAUAUAUAUAUACACAUACACAUUUUGGUGUGUGCCUUUCCAAAAGCCAAGCUCAGAGCAGGUGUCCCUUGCCUUCCCUGGGCCACCCUGGCCAUGAGCCCCCCUGAGGCUGUGAGGCUGAUGCCAUCUCUGUGCCUUGCCUGCUUCCUGCAGGAAGGGGGGGGUACACAGACCGGCAGAGCCCCCAGGAAAUGCCUGUUCUGCCUCUGAGCUCUGCCUGCUAGGCUUGGUUUUCCCAGGUGGAGCUGACACUUUCUUUCCCAAAGGUUUUGGAAAAUGUCUGGCCAAAAUUGUCUUGGUGGGAAUGAUGACCUGGGGUUGGGGAGCAGACAGAGUGGUGGCUGUGGGAGAGGAAUCUUGUCAGCAUCACCUUCUGGCUGGGGCAGUGGGAUGGAGGUGAGAUGGGAAUGCUCAUUUAUUUGAGUUAAAGGAGUUUUUCUGUCUGCCUUCAAAUCACCACACCCAGGUUUUCUGGUGGAAAAACGAGGGAUCCCUGGGGGAAGGCAGAGGGUGGAGAACCUGUGGCUGCUGGGGGUUGAAAUCAUUUGGUCCAGGCCUGCUUGUAGUGGGGAGAGAUUUGUGAGUCUGCUGGUGGGGACAGGAAAGAAGGUCCUUGUAACUGGAGGCUAAAGCAAUAGUCAGGUCUGAAGUAGAGCUCGAGAGCUCGUGCUGUCAAAAAGAUGGGAAUGGUCCUGGGAGGUGUUAGCUGGGGAUACCCUGGCUCCAUGUAGUCCUAAGUGCUGGCCCUGUUGUUGAUGUCCUGCAGGGGGUAUUGGCUGGUGGGUCCCCUCCCUUUCCUGCACAAAACCCCAUUUCCAAGGCAUACUGGGAACCUGGCAUCAGGCCCACAAGUCACACAGAUGUCCUCAGCGUGUCUGGAGAAUAACAAAGGUCCUGAGUUCCCCAGGGAAGAACCAUUUUGCUUGGGUUCUUCUUUUUCCAAAUAAUCUCUAUAAAAGCACUAAACUCCACCCUAUCUUCCUUUGGCAUCGAUUUCCCAGUGAGCUCCAUCCCUCCCUGGAGCGCCGGCCUCUCCCCGCUCCAUUAAGGGAACCCGGAUCCGCCAGGAACAGGCCUUUCCCAUGCUGUGGGCUGAAUGUCACCCUUGGGGACUGCUACAUAAAAUGGGGUGCUUUGACCUGUACUGAAAGGGCUGCAGGAUUUUAGUAACUCAGGAGCUGAGUAUAAAUUAUGCCUUUAAAUCAGAGAAACCUCGUAUCCAUGACAGGGUGUGUUUUGGAUGCUGGGAAGUGUUUCUGCUGCACCUCAGUGGCUUUUAGUACCACACUCCAGCUUUGUGGCUGAGUUGGCAUAGUCCACAGAUGUAUUUGCACAGACUUUGUGUUUGAUGGUUUGUUUUUUUACUGAUGGUCAGAGUGUUGGUGUGUAAACAUCAGUGCUUAUUAGUGACAGUAGUUUGCUUUUGGAGGAGAUAAAUCCCUGCUGGAAAACGUGGCGUUUUCCCUAUAUAAAAUGAGUUGUUCUCCAUGGUAAGGGUGUUCUUCUGGGAAGGCUGAGCCUGGCUGGGGCAGAGAGGGGUUCACCUCAAAGAACUCUGCUGAGAUCCAAAUGAUUUCAAGGAUCAGAAAAGCCUUGGUGAGGUCCAACAGCCGCUUCAAGAAAAUAGUGCAUCAGCAGGGAGUAAAUUGAGCACACUGAUAAUGGUGAUAGAUCCACUGGACUAACACCCCCCAGCUUCCUUCUAUCCUCAUCCAUAGAGGCUUGCUGUGCAUCCUCAGGCUGUGGCUGGUGGCAACUCAGGAGAGCAAAUGUGGUACCCAUAAAUCUCGUGUAACCCCCUUGACUCCCGUGGAGCUCCUCUGACUUUACAUCCAUGUAAGCAAGAGGAAAACCCAUCUCCCUACCUCAGCAUAAAUGUAAAUAUAUAUUAAUGAUGUAACUGUCCCCAGGGGGAUGCUCAGAGAUGGAGGUUGGUAGGGGAGAGGAAGAAUCAGGUCCAUGCAGGUGGGUUUUCUCCUUGCCGGUGUCUGGGGAGUCUGAGGUGCAACUAGUGGGUGAGGAGGGGUCAUAAGGAGGGCUAGUGUCUUUCCUUUGCCCUUUGGCUUUAGCACAGAUGGUUUGGGAAGGAGAGUGGCACAGCAGUGCCUGAGUUGCUUGCUCUGGAAACACUGCACCAUUUAUAAAGUAACCAAGCUUUUGAAGUGCCUAAUUUUUCAAUUACCAUGGGUUGUUUGAUAGCUUUUCUCACUGCUGAGACAAUAUUUUUUAAUGUUUUUGUUUCUUUUACCCCCUCCCCUUCCUCCAAAUAUUUGUGGUGGAGGUUUGUGGGCAGUUCAAAUUCAGGCAAGAUAUAUAUAGCUCCUGGCAGCCCCUGCUGGCUGGUGGCUCUUGUGAGCCUCAGCCAAAAGGUUGGCCUGAGACCUGCUCCUGUGGGACCGAUUCCAAGGGGGUGUUAAUACCAGUGACCCUCAGUUCUUGUGGCUUUUGUUCAGCCACAGCUGCAGGGAACAGACAGAUGUCACGCACCUCAGGCCUGGAGGUGGCUGACGGGGAGCAGGGCGAUGGGUUGGAUCUUGCAGUGCUUCACCUCGACCCCAGUGCUGUGUGCUGUGCUCUGCUGAGGCUCUGUCCUGAACCCCACCGUGGCUUUGCUGGUCCUGGGGGGAAAAGCAGUGACUCAGUCGCUGCAGUUUUGUAGCGUGGAUCGCUACAGUAAAUGAAAGGAUUUGGUGAGAGCGCAGAGGCCGCUGCUGGCAGUGAUGCCAUCCAUGGUUUUGCCCAUGUGGGAAUCAGUCCUGGCUCUCCUGGCUGCAGGUACCUCUUCCAGAACGGGCAUGUUUGGUGGGACAGCAAACUUCAGCCCCCUGAGGUGAGCCCAGCAGCAGUGGGCCCUUUGUGCUCGCACCCCUGGUGACACUGCUGUGCCAGCUGCUAUUUUAAAGGAGCACCUGUUCCUUUCCUGGGCUGACAACCUCUGGAGGACAACAGGAGGGAAAAGGAUGGAGUCAGACCCUCUUUCUGCCUCACAAGAGGGAAGGCAGCCAGGGGCUGCUCCAAGGUGAUGUGUAUGGGUGGGGCAAGGCUGGAGGGGAGCAGGGCUGGGGCUCUUGGUGGGUAACUGUGUUGCUCCCCCUGGGAAAGUGUAUCAACCGCAGUGCUCAGCUGUUGCAUUGCUUAUUGCUCCUAGAGGAGUGUUUCCAGAGCAAAAGCACUUCUUCUCCCUUUAGGGAUCCCUGCAUGCCAACUGUAAGGGCUGCCUCUCUAUCCCCAGGUAGAUUUGGAGAUUGCACCCAAACACUGGAAUGAGGCUUGGGCAACAACCAUCAGAGCCAUUGCAAAUGUUUAGAGGUUUAGAUUAGAUAUUAGGAAAAAAAUUUCAUGGAAAGGGUUGUAAAGCAUUGGAACAGACUGCCCAGGGAGGUAACAGAGUUGCCAUCCCUUGAAGUGUUCAAAAAAUGUGUGGAUAAGGCACUUGAGGAGACAGUUUCAUGGUGAACAUGGUGGUGGUGCUGGGCUGACAGUAGGACUUGAUGGUCUUUUCCAGCCUUAAUGAUUCUAUGACUCUCAAUGGAAGUGGUGGGUGUGAAAGCCUUUUCCAGACAGGGAGAUUCCCUCAGCUGAGUUGUUGCAGCCCUGUCAUGUUGGGGAGCAACACAGGGACAUGUCAGCAAAGGGCACGAAGCAGUAAAUCCUGCCUGUGGAGGCAGGUAAGUGGGGCACUGGCUGCAGGAUGGUGGCAAUCCAGCCCAACCCUCAUCUCUGAAGCUGGUCCUUGGCUGAGCAUCACCCUCUAAUGCCAUAGAAACGGUCCAGGAAAAAUGUAUUUCUGAUCAGUUGCCUCUUGCCUGAGCUGAUUUUUGGCCACAUGUAAACUUUAUGAGACUAGAGGUUGAACAUGGACAAAUAUGAAUUCAGUAGGCUCAGAGUGAUUUUAAUGGAUAAUUAUAGGUUCUUAUUCUGCAGUAUUUAUACAACCUUUCCAGUUAAAAAAACCCAGUUUCCAUGCAGUGUAUAUUCUCCUGGAGGAUUUGUUUGACCUUGAGCACCAUUUUUAUCUGCAGGAUAUAAUUACAGUGAAACUAGAAAUAUUAACCUUUUUAAAAAAGACUGUGUAUCUAUGCUUAACUGGCUCCUUCCCCUCAGACACGCAAAUGUAAUCGUGCAGGAGCAGGGAAACAUGGACCAAUCCCAUUUAACUUGGAAGUGCUGGGGCUGUGAUUCAGGGAAGCACACCUGGUUGGGACAGGACUGGUGUGUGUGCCUUGAGCUCUGUAAAACCAAAGCCUGUGCUUAAGCCAUUGCCUGUGCUAUGUCCUGAAGCUCCCUGUCCAGCGGAGCUCCAUAGCAGGAAUAGUCAAAAGCAAAAUGGCUUUAUGCCUAGUUUAACUGCCUAGUGACCAGGGGUGCUUCUGGCCUAGAAAUAAUUCCCCAAAAUCACAGAUUUCAUCCUUUUUUCUUCUAAGGAAUAAUUAAUUUUUAAUUCUCUUAAAACAGGGCUUUUGUCUAACCACACACCCCAUUUUUUUUUUAACAUAUUUCAAAUCCAAUGAUAGAAGGGAAAUUACUAUCCUCUGGAAGAGAGAAGGGUGUUCAUAUGGAAAAGGGCUUGAUUCAGGCUUGUAGAAUCUUCUCCCUGGCAUAUUUGUGUUGAAUCUGGUCAGCACUGGUAGACAGAGCCACGUUUUCUUUGCCUGUUGGUUGAUGCUUGGCAUACUCAUAAGGAAAAGACUGCAAAGGUAUUAAAAGUGAAGCCCAAACCUUGAGCCCUCUGCUCAAGUUCGAGUGCCAGUGACUCCUGGGUGUUUUUGCACCGUGUGGGUUUUAACUCAGGUUGUGGUUACACAGCUGUCACUGGGCGAUGCUGCAUUGAUUUAUCGGUCACACUCCUGUUGCAAAACAAGCAGCUCCUUUUACAGUUUUAAGCCUUAUGCCACAAACCCAAAAGUGGUAUUUAGGGACAGUCACCUGUGCUGGCCCCCACGUAACAGCAGGCACAUGCUCUGCUGUUGGCAGCACUGCCUCUCCAGGGAGAGACAGAGAGGCUGGGGCAUCACUUAGGACCCCUGGGGGAUGUGGGUCCUAGGGGGCCACAGCAGGGCAAAUGGAGCAGAGCACCUUGGAGUGCUGAUGGGAUGCCACAACUUUACUCUCCAGACUUAACAGGAGUUUUGCCAUGAGCUUUGGUUUUUUGUGCUUGUCUCGAUAGCAGCAUUUGCAGUUACAUCAAAACCCCCAUGACCUAUGUUAAUGUGACAGAUACGUCAUAAAUACCAAUCCAGCUCAUACUCUUAUUGGAACAAACCUGGUGGGAAAUGUCAAGGUUUCCUGCCAAGCAUGUAGUGAGCUCUGAAAUCCAAGUGCCUUCUCUUUUGUCUGUGCUGGAACAGCAGGGCCAUGUGCCAGGGAGAAAAAAACCUAAGUGGGGCAACGGCAAUGAGAGUCUUUCAGAGGUUGUCACCUGAAAUGGGGCAGUACCACUGGGUUUGCAAGAUGGUCAGACUGAAAGGCUGUCACAUGAACCUUGGCUGGAUGGUCCCACCACAUUGCUUGCUGUGUCCCCUGUCCUGUGUGCAACUGCAGUUAUGGUGUGAAUUUUUCUCUCCACAUCACACUCUGGGAGGUGAGUGGGUGGGAAAACCUGUGUGGGCAAAACCAAGCACUGGUCUUUGAGAGCAGUGUGGUUCUUCUUUUAAGUCACCAUGACCAGCAGAUGGAGAGACUACGUGUGUCUCACUGGAAUCAGAACAGCUCCUCUGGCAUCAGGGAUCCCUUUAUGGCUAUGUGGGGCCUGAAUGGAGAUGCUGAGUGGCAGGAGCAGAGUAUUGCACUAUGCUCACUGUGGGAGUGCAUCCUCCCUGAAAACACAAGUUGAGGGCUAACUGUUCAUGGACGGGUUGUUGGUGAUGGUCAGGAGCUUGUGACCUUGUGUGGUGGUGGGAGAGUUUUAUCUUUGAAUUAAUGACUGGUAAAAGAGCAAGGUGUUCCACCAGGCUGGUGUGUGUGACACCUUUCAAUUUUGUCAUAAACUGGUUUAUGUCUUCCAAGGUAAAACCAGCUGCAUUCAGCUUUUUGAAGCUCCUUAUUCCUAGUACAGAGUGUUGUGAGAUACACAGAGGUGCAAAGAUGUCUCUGAAAAUCACUUUUACCCUAUCAAUCAGUAUUCUGGGCCUUUGAAAAAUGACCAAAAUUUGGAACUCCUGCUGGUGUAACCCACUGACCAAGGAGCCAGAGCCCACUCUACAUCUGAAAGGAUAUUUUACAUCCUUGCACCUCAAGACACAAGUAGCCCAGGUGGCUGCUUUUUCCUUUUCCUGGCAGCAGUACCCAAACAGCCCCUGAAUUUUCCAUGUUGGAGAGGAACCUGAUGUCAGUGGUGAUGGAAAGGAGCACAUGGGCAGGCUGGCAGAUGCACUGUGUUUAACUCUGGCUGAAUGGACUAGGGUAGGAAACUUGGGCAGCAGAGCAUUUUCAUGGAGCUGGUAUUGAAACAUCUUAAACCAAAACUCGAUUCAUUCCCAGAAAUGGCUGAAACCAAAACCUGCCCAUUUUUCAGUGGUUUUUCAGCAAGUUUUGCUCUUCGUUUUUCUGUCAUCACCACUUAAUAGUGCAUUCAUACAUUUUGUAAGCUCGUUUUUCUGCUUUGGUACUGGUGUUCAUGCUUUGGGUUUUCAGGAUGGGGAGUGCAGACUUGCUGUGGUGUUUGGUGAGGGUAGGAUGGGGGGGAAGGGAAGACUGAGCCUCAGCAGCAGGAGGAUGGGGGUCAGUCUGUGCCCUCGAGUAGGGGACAGUGAGAAGAUGGGUCUGGCAGGGUUGAAAAUGGUGGGAGGAGGGGACUUGCUCAUGAUGGGUCCCACACUCAUGUGCUUUGCUGAUGGUACAUGGGAGAGUUUGGGUCUCCCCUCCCCUGCUCUUUGCCACAGUGUCAGCCUAUGCUGGUGCCACCCUGGUCUCCAUCAUCAGGAAUGAGAUGCAGAGACUGGACCAAGCCUGGCCUCCCUGGGAGCUGUGGCAUCCAGUUGGUCCCAGGUUUUGGGGAGAUGGUAAUGUUCCCUGUGGUGUUUCAUGAAUUUCCUCCAUCAUGCCUUGGUGGAGAGAGAGGAGGGGAGCAGUAGGGAAAAAACAAGAGGCAAAUGUUGGGGCUGCUUUGGUCCCAAGCUGGUCAUCCUAGGGAGCUGUGUGCCAGCUGUGUGUUGGGAACUGCUGAGUACCAAGGGGCUCACAGAAGCUCAGCCAUUAGUAGCAGAGUAUGAAGCAGCAUCCACAGGCCAGGAAAAGGGAUGGUCAGACAUGGAGGGACUGGGCUGUAGUCCUUGAAGAGGUGUUGGAGUUAAGUGGGUGUGUAGGUGGUCAUCAGCUGGGGAAGAGCCACUUUGUAGGGGCAGCUCAUCCCCUCCUUGCUCAAGGAGGGGAGGGAUCAUUCUGGUUGCAUUCAUCCCACGCACUGUGAGUAAUGAACCUUUUAAAGAAGAGUCUGAGUUCCUGAGGUGUUGAACAUCCAGUGCUCGCACGUGCUUCAGACGAAGCCAUGUUUGUGCAGUGCCUUUGCAGAUCAAGCUCUGACAGCCUGAGGAGCAGUUGGGGGCUGUGCCCAACUGGAGUCACCAGCUCCAUCCUGCACUGUGGCUCUCCACUGGGAAAGCUGGUGGAGAUGCUGCUCACAAGAACUGGGCAUAUGUCUGUGCAGGACAGACCUGCUCUGCUCCUGGUCCUCCCUGUUUUGGAUGCAGCAGGAGCAAUGUUGAUCCAGUUUGCUCAGUCCCUCCAUAUCCCAUCACCAUGUGCUCUGUUUCUCAAGCCAAGUCAACACUAUCUGGAGUUCCUUUGACAAAACGAGCCUCUCUGCUGGUCAGUCAUGGUUUUAUUUAUAUGUUCUUUUCUUUGAUUAGAAAGGAAAAUAUCAAAAAAUGAAAAAGGACUCGAGUUUCCAAUAGCUGUAUCUCUAGUAGUUAUGAAUUUUGAAGCAAUACUCAUAUCCCUGUGUGUGCCUCUGAACUAUCCAUUUAUUUGUUCAGCUUUUUCAGGUCUGAGUGUGUGAAAUAUCUCUAAAGAAGAUAGCUCUGUACGUGAUGGUGUAAAUGCAUUGUUUGUAUGUAUCUAAAGUUUAAAUAGAUUGUACAUAUGGGAUUGUAAAUGAACUGUAAACAGCAAUCUAUAUUUUCUUGAAUAUAUUAUAUAGCAGUAUAUAUUUGUUAAAUAAGUAUUCUUGUAUACUCUUCAAUAACCUUUUUAAUAUUUUGU
Molecule: messenger RNA, 9549 nt
Organism: Pipra filicauda (Wire-tailed manakin)
Lineage: Eukaryota; Metazoa; Chordata; Aves; Passeriformes; Pipridae
Gene: GDF7
Product: growth differentiation factor 7
Exons: 2
Coding region: 1-1254 (417 amino acids)
Biological process (GO): BMP signaling pathway; SMAD protein signal transduction
Cellular component (GO): extracellular region
Molecular function (GO): growth factor activity; cytokine activity
Source: RefSeq, a predicted model, not a curated record